Momordica charantia (bitter melon) is the source of this 985-nucleotide messenger RNA. RefSeq names its product protein NDR1. Gene Ontology annotation, biological process: defense response to other organism. Lineage: Eukaryota; Viridiplantae; Streptophyta; Magnoliopsida; Cucurbitales; Cucurbitaceae. Gene Ontology annotation, cellular component: plasmodesma; plasma membrane. The record is from RefSeq and is a predicted model, not a curated record.
AAUUAAAAUUUGGCGAUUUGAAUCAUCUGGUCAACGGCAAAUAAAAGGUCAAUUAUUUUGUGGUCAUUUCCUUCUCAGCAAUCUUUUUUUGCUUUACUAUCCCCAACAAUAAUUGUACCUCCUCUGUUCUCAACAUCUCAAUUUCUACUUUUUCUUCCACCGGAAAACAUGACGGAAGCCGGCGGUUGCGGCCGGUGCUGCUUCAGCUUCAUCUUGACUUCCGGCUUCACAGCUCUGUUCUUAUGGCUCAGCCUCCGCACCCACAAACCCAAAUGCUCAAUCGAAUCUUUUUACAUUCCUGCGCUAAAUCAGUCCCUAAAUUCCUCCUCAGAUUCCACCGUCUUCUUCGAUCUGCGCCUCAAAAACCAGAACAAAGACAAGUCCGUCUUCUACGACGCCAUCAAUCUCAACCUCACCCUCGUCGACGGCGGGCGGCGGCCGGUCGGCAACUUGACGGUGGCCGGAUUCCACCAGGGCCGCGACAAGAAGGCGUUCAGGAAGGGGCAAGUCGAGGCUCGUGGAGUGGAUUGGAAGGCGGUUCGGCGGAAUGGAUCGGCGGUUUUCCGGCUGGAUUUGGCGACGGCGGUCAGGUACAAGAUCUUGUUUUGGAAGACGAAGAGGGAUAAUUUGAGGGUUGGGGCAGAGGUCAAAGUCAACGCCCAGGGUGCCAAGGAAUACCCGCACGGGAUUACGCUCAGCUCCGGCGCCGCCGUGGCCGGCAGAUCGCCGGCGGGAGCUCUGUGGAGCGUUGGGGCGUUGAUAUUGUGGAAGUUCUGGUGAAAUUAGGGGUUUGUUUUACUAUUUUUUCUUCUGCUGUUAUUGACCGGAAUGUUGGGCGGCGUUAUUUGAUUCAUCGGAACUGUCUCCACCGCCGACGGCGGCGAAGCAGAUGUAGAGGGAGAGUUUAAUUUUUUUAAGGGCUUUUUGGAGAGAAGUUUGCUCUGUUAUGGUUCCUAAUUUUUAAUUUAGUUUACAAUCUUUUAAA